Messenger RNA from Alternaria postmessia, 849 nucleotides. Its product is annotated as putative secondary metabolism biosynthetic enzyme. The transcript is spliced from 2 exons. NCBI's taxonomy places the organism in Eukaryota, Fungi, Ascomycota, Dothideomycetes, Pleosporales, Pleosporaceae. Gene Ontology annotation, molecular function: delta(3,5)-delta(2,4)-dienoyl-CoA isomerase activity. Bases 1 to 849 code for a protein of 282 amino acids. Gene Ontology annotation, cellular component: mitochondrion. The record is from RefSeq and is a predicted model, not a curated record.
AUGGCGGAAGCAUACCAAAAAGAGUUCUUCAACGUUUCGUUCCCAGCGGAAUAUGUUGCGCACGUUGAGAUCAACCGGCCUGAGAAGAUGAAUGCUUUCAAGGAGAUCAUGUGGCUCAACCUCUCCACCAUCUUCCGCCAACUCUCCCACGACCCCUCCGUCCGCGCCGUCGUCCUAACCGGCGCAGGAGACCGCGCCUUCACCGCCGGCCUUGACGUAACCGCCGCCUCAGAAUCCGGUCCCUUAUCCUCCUCAGACGUAGCAACCCAGGACACUGCGCGCAAAGCAAACGCCGUGCGCCGACACAUUUUAGAAUUCCAAUCCUGCAUCACCGACGUUGAAAAGUGCGAAAAGCCCGUCAUUGCCGUGCUGCAUGGGAUUUCUUUUGGUUUAGCCCUCGACAUGUGUCUCGCUUGUGACAUUCGCUUUUCCACCACCACGACCAAGUUCUCCGUCAAAGAAGUCGACAUUGGUAUCGCGGCAGACAUUGGCACUUUAUCUCGCUUACCUCACUCCGUUGGGAACUUGUCUUGGGUCAAAGAUAUUGCUUAUUCUGCCCGCAUUUUCGGUUCCGACGAGGCGCUCCAACAUGGACUCGUGUCGAGCGUGUAUCAAGACAAGAAGGAGGCGGUAGGCAAGGCGUUAGAGUUGGCGAGCUUGAUCGCAUCAAAGUCACCAGUGGCUGUCCUAGGGACGAAAGAGAUUAUCAAUUAUUCAAGGGACAGACCGAUCAGUGAGGGGCUGAACUAUACAGCAGUGUGGAAUGCGGCCAUGUUGCAAACUGAGGAUGUCAAGGGUGCCAUGCUGAGUGGAUUGAAGAAGACGACACCCAAGUUCAGCAAGCUGUAG